UCUUAUAUUGAUAGUUUUUACGACUUUAGUUCAUUAUUCAACAUCUAUUGUGGGUUUCGGAAAUAUAAGAUAUCGGAAAAAAAAAUUUAAAGAGCCUGAUUCACCAUUAGGGCAUGAUCUAGCAGAUGAUGAUCUGCUAAUGUAUGAGACAAAAGAGAACGGCGGAAGCUUCUUUAUUGAUAUGCAUCCACCAUUGGCUAGAUUGCUCUUCACUUUUGCUGGUGUCUUGGGUGGAUACGAUGGAAAUUUUGAUUUUGAGAAUAACAA
Molecule: messenger RNA, 267 nt
Organism: Scutellospora calospora
Lineage: Eukaryota; Fungi; Glomeromycota; Glomeromycetes; Diversisporales; Gigasporaceae
Source: the annotation of a GenBank genome assembly